AUGCAGGCGGCGGAGGAGAAGGUGAAGGCCAAGACCAAGAUCACGCAGGCCAAGGCGGCGGAGAAGGCGGAGGCGGCCACGGCGAGGUCGCACGCAGAACGGAAGCUGGCGCACGAGCGCGGCAAGGCCAAGGUCGCCGCCGCCAAGAUGGAGCUGCACCAGGACAAGGUCCUACACCGGGAGGAGGCCAUCGAGCACCACCUCCACAAGCACGGCGGCCACGGCCACCAUCACCACAAGCACGGCGUCGGCAUCGUGGCCGCUCCCGCACCGGCGCCCGGGGCCGGGGCGUACUACUCUACCGCUGCACGUCACCACUACUAACUA
Molecule: messenger RNA, 327 nt
Organism: Triticum dicoccoides
Lineage: Eukaryota; Viridiplantae; Streptophyta; Magnoliopsida; Poales; Poaceae
Product: late embryogenesis abundant protein 6-like
Exons: 1
Coding region: 1-324 (107 amino acids)
Biological process (GO): embryo development ending in seed dormancy
Source: RefSeq, a predicted model, not a curated record